UGGGUUUGAGUUACGCAGCUGUGCCCCUGUAUCAGAUAUUCUGUCAGGCCUACAGCUAGGGAGGAACAACAGGACUGGCCGAGCCGAGUGAUAGCACAAUGACUACAGUUAAGCAUUGGCCCAUCCGGGUGCGCUUCAAUACCGAUGUGGCCUCAUCCAUGCACUGGAACUUCAAGCCACAGCAGCCAGACAUCACAGUUUUGCCUGCCAAAACAGCCCUCGCGUUCUACUCAGUGCGCAACCCCACUGACAAGCCUGUGACUGGCAUCAGCACAUACAAUGUGAUCCCAUUUGAAGCCGGACAAUACUUCAACAAGAUCCAGUGUUUCUGUUUCGAAGAGCAGCAGCUCAACCCCCAUGAGCAGGUGGAAAUGCCAGUCUUCCUUCUACAUCAACACUGAGUACACUCAAGACCCCCAAAUGGAAUAUGUAGACGAGAUUGUGCUCUCUUACACCUUUUUCGAGGCGAAGGAAGGCCUGAAACUCCCUGUAUCCAUGUAUCUCAAGCAAUAAUGACAUUAGACCUACUGUAAAUAAUACUAGUUUAGAAUGCAUUUGUAUUGCUUAAGACGCUAUGGUUUGUUAAGUUUAUUAUUGAAUAAUAAAAUUUAUAAAAGACUUAAAUUUUAAUUUUUUUAAAGUCAGAUUGUUAGUUAAAGUCAGUUAUUUAUUAUUAGAUUUAACUUCACUACUUACAUAAGUAAAACUUACAAGUGUAUCAUAGGCCUUAGGAACACAUUGAAAAAAAAAACAAUUUAUUUCUCAUAUUAUGGAAAAAUCUUGAAAAAUAUGUCAUUUAAUUAACUUUCAUCCUUAAACCAAUCCGGAAUUCCGAAUCUGGUUGAAAAUCAGUCCAGUCUGCAAUCCUUACCCACUGUAUGUUAUUAUAAUUUGUUCAACUUUUCUAAAAUUCUUAAAUAAAAUAAAAAAUUUAGUUUCACAAAAGUACCUACUUUACUUUUCUUGUUUUGGUUCAUGCAUACUUUGAAAUAA
Molecule: messenger RNA, 993 nt
Organism: Cydia pomonella (codling moth)
Lineage: Eukaryota; Metazoa; Arthropoda; Insecta; Lepidoptera; Tortricidae
Product: cytochrome c oxidase assembly protein COX11, mitochondrial-like
Exons: 1
Coding region: 99-401 (100 amino acids)
Cellular component (GO): mitochondrial inner membrane
Molecular function (GO): copper ion binding
Source: RefSeq, a predicted model, not a curated record